Messenger RNA from Phycomyces blakesleeanus NRRL 1555(-), 300 nucleotides. RefSeq lists its product as hypothetical. The transcript has 2 exons. The record is from RefSeq and is a predicted model, not a curated record. The coding region runs from base 1 to 300 and encodes 99 amino acids. NCBI's taxonomy places the organism in Eukaryota, Fungi, Mucoromycota, Mucoromycetes, Mucorales, Phycomycetaceae.
AUGAGAAACCACUACUCUUAUUGUCUUUUCAAUGAAAAAGAAUGUUGGAUUGGGCUUCACGAUGGAUUCCGUGAGGCCCCAAUCAGCCUGAUAAUGGCUGAAAGUCUCUUAGCAAGAACUUUUGCUAAAGGCGAACCGACCGGGAGUGAGGCUGUUGCCACCGCCACCGGAUGUAAUAUACUGUCUCUUGGGUGGAGAGACAAGGUUACGGGGCGCGUUGGUGGGGUCUACGGUAUGGCUAUGAUGACACCUGUAGAAAGCCUACAGGAAGUAGGAGCCAUAAAGGACUACAAGUCCUAG